AUGGCGUCUGGGGCCCUCUUCCCCAGCCUGGUGUCCGGCUCUCGGGGCUCGUCCAGUAAAUACCUGGUGGAGUUCAGAGCGGGGAAGAUGUCGAUGAAGGGCAGCACGGUGACGCCCGACAAACGGAAAGGACAAGUGUACGUGCAGCAGACGGACGACUCGCUCAUCCACUUCUGCUGGAAGGACCGCACCACGGGGAACGUGGACGACGACCUGAUAAUUUUCCCUGAUGACUGUGAGUUCAAAAGAGUGAGCCAGUGCACCACAGGACGAGUGUACGUGCUCAAGUUUAAAGCUGGAUCUAAGAGACUGUUCUUUUGGAUGCAGGAGCCCAAGACAGACAAGGAUGAGGAGUUCUGCCGUAAAGUGAAUGAAUAUUUGAAUAAUCCUCCAAUACCCGGAGCUCUGGGCAGUGGUGGAGGAGGAGGACACGACCUUUCUGCUCUGGGAGGAGAGGGCGGCCUGCAAAGCCUGCUGGGAAACAUGAGCCACAAUCAGCUCAUGCAGCUUAUUGGACCCACUGGACUCGGAGGCAUCGGGGGUCUCGGGGCGUUAGCCGGUCCAGGACUGGCCAACCUCCUCGGGGGCAGCAGCAGCAGCAGCAGCAGCAGUGUUCCAGCAGCCAGUAACUCCUCCACCAGCCCCUCCACGGCGGUGACUCCGACCUCCAGCUCCAGUGUGAGUCGUCUGGGAUCUUCUCAGGUGCCCACCACACCAAUCACCCCCUCUGCAGCCACGGCCUCCUCCCCCCCAGCCUCCUCCCCCUCCACGCCCGCUGUCCCCCCUCUCUCUGCAACCCCCAGCACUCAGCCCAUCCAGCUGCGGGACCUGCAGAGCAUCCUGGCCACCAUGAACGUGCCCGCGUCUGCACAGGGAGUGGACUUGGCCAGUGUUCUGACCCCUGAGGUGAUGGCGCCGAUCCUGGUCGACCCGGAGGUGCAACAGAGGCUGCUGCCGUACCUGCCCAGCGGCGAAUCGCUGCCACAAAGCCCUGAGGAGCUCCACAACACAGUCACAUCUCCACAGUUUCAGCAGGCCUUGAGCUUGUUCAGCAGUGCUCUGGCGUCGGGGCAGCUGGGGCCUUUGAUGAAUCAGUUCGGUUUGCCCCCGGAGGCCGUGGACGCAGCGAACAAAGGAGACCUGGAGGCGUUUGCAAAAGCGAUGGAAACCGAAACCAAGUCGGACCUGGAGGGAUUCAAGGACAAGAAAGACGACGAUGAAGACAUGAGUUUGGAUUAG
Knipowitschia caucasica is the source of this 1239-nucleotide messenger RNA. Lineage: Eukaryota; Metazoa; Chordata; Actinopteri; Gobiiformes; Gobiidae. The record is from the annotation of a GenBank genome assembly.